Oryzias latipes (Japanese medaka) is the source of this 3573-nucleotide messenger RNA. It is a transcript of the gene nr2f5, whose product is annotated as nuclear receptor subfamily 2, group F, member 5. The record is from RefSeq and is a predicted model, not a curated record. Gene Ontology annotation, biological process: regulation of DNA-templated transcription. Lineage: Eukaryota; Metazoa; Chordata; Actinopteri; Beloniformes; Adrianichthyidae. Gene Ontology annotation, molecular function: sequence-specific DNA binding; DNA-binding transcription factor activity; zinc ion binding.
AAUUUGAAGCUUUGGCUGUCAGUCCGGACGCAUGGUGAAGGGUGAGAAGCGGCUCUGAGCGCGGAUCUCUGCGCGGAGGACGUUUGCGUCAAGAACCAGAGCGCUUCUUCUGUAAGUCGUGGCAGCGGCGAGCGCAGAUAGAAGCGUAGCCGGGACUUCCCUCUGCGCGCCACCAAGAUCCUAUUUGGACUAAAUCGUUUAAUUUACUAAGUGAGAGCAGUCAGUUCUGACUGAUUUAUGAUAAAUCAGAGCAAAUCCAAAAGCAGAAUCACUAGUUGAAUAACUAGCGAGAGUCAAGUACCUGUCCUCCCUUUGGCUGCAUGUUUGAAGAAGGAAGCAAAGUUUGGACUUGUUUAAGUGACUUUCUGGAGUUUUCCCUCCGAAGAGCAUCGUGUUUAUGGAUCUGUGCGCACCGAGGAGACCCGGGACUUGUAGGCUGCGCUUUCACCCUUUGAUCAUGAUGAUAUUCUGAUAAAUGCCUUCAGACAGAAUUCUGCCGCGCUGAAGAAGAGAAAAGUUGGUCACACAAUUUGUGCGUAAAGAAAGACUGAACUGGAAAAGUAGGAGUCUACUUUUUUCCUUUUUUUUUAGACUGCGCUUCCUCAGACUCCUUCUGUGAUUUGAACGAGGACUACGUGUUUGGGGGAUAGCAUGGCAAUGGUAGUAAACCAGUGGCCAGAGAACAUUACUGCAGAUCCUGGCUCCCAGCUCCAGAUGUGCGGUCAGGAGCCCGGAGGGGGACCGGGGACCCCCAACGGUUCUACCCCGGGAAACGACGCACUUUCCGGGGACAAGAUUCCCAACGUGGACUGCAUGGUGUGCGGGGACAAAUCCAGCGGGAAGCAUUACGGUCAGUUCACCUGCGAGGGAUGCAAAAGCUUCUUCAAACGCUCAGUGAGGCGGAACCUCACCUACACCUGCCGGGGGAACCGAGACUGUCCCAUCGACCAGCACCACCGGAACCAGUGUCAGUACUGCAGGCUGAAGAAGUGCCUGAAAGUUGGCAUGAGAAGAGAAGCUGUGCAGCGAGGACGUACUUCGAACUCCCAGAGCAGCCCGGGCCAGUACCUGACCAACGGCACUGACCCGUAUAACGGACAGCCGUACCUGUCCGGCUUCAUCUCCUUGCUGCUGCGCGCCGAGCCCUACCCCACGUCUCGCUACGGGGCUCAGUGCAUGCAGGGAAACAACCUGAUGGGCAUCGAGAACAUCUGCGAGCUGGCAGCCCGGCUUCUGUUCAGCGCAGUCGAGUGGGCAAAGAACAUCCCCUUCUUCCCUGACCUGCAGCUUAUGGACCAGGUGGCGCUGCUUCGCAUGUCGUGGAGCGAGCUCUUUGUUCUCAACGCCGCCCAAUGCUCCAUGCCGCUACACGUGGCGCCUUUGUUGGCAGCCGCGGGCCUGCACGCCUCGCCCAUGUCUGCAGAGCGCGUUGUGGCCUUCAUGGACCACAUCCGGGUCUUCCAGGAGCAGGUGGAGAAGCUGAAGGCCCUGCAGGUCGACACGGCUGAGUAUUCCUGCCUCAAGUCCAUCGUGCUCUUCACAUCCGAUGCCAUGGGGUUGUCAGAUGUCGCCCACGUUGAAAGCAUCCAGGAAAAGUCCCAGUGCGCCUUGGAGGAGUACGUACGGAACCAGUAUCCCAGCCAGCCCAACCGCUUUGGACGCCUCCUCCUCCGCCUGCCAUCACUACGCAUAGUCUCCUCUCCGGUCAUUGAGCAGCUGUUUUUUGUGCGCUUGGUGGGGAAGACCCCCAUCGAGACAUUGCUCCGUGACAUGCUGCUGUCUGGCUCCAGCUACAACUGGCCCUACAUGCCUGCAGUGCAGCGGGAACGACCUCUCUCCCUCCACUACAAUGAGAACGGGCCCUGAGGGCUGGGAAAUGUCCAUAAACCCUUCUCACCUUCUCUGUCAUUGUCUCCAGUCCAUGUCCUCAGCUGUCCCGGUGGAAGGCUCUCCCUCACUGUUUCACUCCAAGGACACAAAACGUCUAGGUUAAAAACAAAAAGCCAGCCAAAUCCUCCUUUGUUGCCGAUCCAGAGACUUGGUGGCCUGUCGAAGCUCCAGAGUUAAUGGUCUACAUUUGAGUUGGACCCCUUCACAUGUAGGUCUGUUGGACUUGCUUCAGACCCUAAAACUGUGCGCUUGCUGAAAACGUUGCUCGGUGCUGCAAUUGCUUGAUCAGUGCUUGGUGAGAACUUAUCAAGGGCUGCCACAGCAGGACUCCACUGACAAGAGCACCAGUUUUUCAAAGUCAAACAAGAAGCCAUUAAAAAACAAAACAAAACGAUGAAAUAAAGAAACAAGCGCCAAAAUGUCUCUGGACUUUUUGGAGGACAUGUUUUAUUGUGUGUGUUUGUAUGAGCACUGUUUAUAUGGAGAGAAAACUCAAGAUUGUGUCCAUAUGUACAGUUUAUCGUUGAUUCAUAGACAUCUAAGGCAUUGUAGGGUUCAGUGGAAAAACACUCAGGUUUAGAGGGGAAGGGGGGGGGGGGGGGUUUAGACCAAAAGAUAAAUAUCAGAAGAAGACAACCUCAUCUUAAUUUUGGACUUAUCAGCAGCCUGUGCCAAAGCUGACAAGAUUUUGAAUUUGUUUGUGGCAGCAUUAGAAAUGUAAUGUCCAGUUUGUUUAUGAUUUGGCGACAUUUCUUUGGGUCCUUGAGUAGAAAGACUAACACAAAACGCACUUGCUUUCUAAAAUAGUCAGAUUGUACACCUAUUCACAAAGGCUAAACCACAGCACCGGUAGAUUGGAUUUGAUUGAAAACAUAAGUCUUAUGUGUUGAAACACUCGCUCUAAUUAUCUGAAUGAUUCUGGGGGAGUCAAGGUUAUGAUUGUCAAAAAUAAUGAGCUUUUAAACUUGGGACAUGGAAUUUGCAGGGGAGGGGGGGGUACAAAAAAGUAGCUGUACUUGCCUUAGAACAAAGAUGUUGUCACUGAGCAUUUAUCUUAUGACUGUGCCAUAAUCUCUUGUUACCUGUUAUAACAGGUAUUAUGUCAUGCCAGGAGCGGAACAUGAGCUUGCAUGAUGUUAGGAUACAACGCGUACACUGAAACGUAAGGCAGACUGGCGUUUCUUUAUGCAAUUAGUUAACGAAACUAAUUAAAAUGCUCUGCUUUUACAUAAUCAGCACUUGGAGUUUUUCAAACUUCAUGGAAAUUAUUUUCCACGUCCUGGCUAUAGUGUUGUCUAGAGAGGAGCCCCCUAAACUCACGUCAAUUGAGGUCAUUAUGAGGAUACUGUAGCGUAAAGAUUCACUAACCCUUACAACAUCAGUCUCAGUUACGACAUAAUCUUUGUUGUCCUUAUGACUGCCUCUUAGAAUAGGACUUUUUUUUUUGUUUUUUGGUUAUUUUUCCCCUCCUUCUUGGUGUAUUGUUUGUGUCACAUUUCCAACAAGACUCCAUAGCAUCAACUUCAAGUAUCUGUGUUGGAAAAAGCCAUAAAGGACCUGAGGAAGCAGUCCGUUGGUAAAGGAAUUCACAAAAGGUUUCUAUGAGUUUGAUUUGAUCCAUCCCACUUUUGUUUGAAUUUAUGGACUCUACGUUAAUUAAAAAUAAACAUUUGUUCACGCAAA